AUGGAGGAGCCCUCAAAGAAGAGACGCCUCCUCUUCUUGCCUGCUAGUGAUGGCAAUCCUACUUCACGUCGAACCCGCAGCAAGUCGCUCGACUCCAGGAUCCGUCGCCAUCUCAUGGUCGACAUUGGCAAGUCCCGAAGAAAGCCGUCGAAGGACCUCCAAUUCGUCACCUUAGUAUGGCCCCUGGCAGAAACUUCAAAGACGCAACCGAGCACUCGCAGAGGUGAAGACUCGACGAGUCGAGAUGAUGACCAUCUAAAAGCUCCUACGAAGGAUUUGGUCGCACCAGACACUGCUGCAACAUACACUGCACCAUACGCGAUGUCGCCUAUCUUAUAUACAUUAUCUGCUUUUGAGAGGGAAUGGGGAGAGGAUUGCUUCUCGGCGUAUGGAUUCACUCUGAUUAUGGUUGCGGGAAAGAAUGCGAUGGGCUCCGCUUUCUCGACAAACACCUUCUGGUUCCCCUUCGCCUUCAGAAAAUCGGCCUUCCUUCAGCACUACCAACAGAUUUUCACCUCACCUGAUGUUCUUAUCCCGUUAUACCGGAGAUCAGCCAGGGAGCUCCGGUCUCUGGCGUUGGAGCGCUCCCUCGAAACUAUUCAGUGCGUCGAGUCCAGGCUGGCCAGCUCCAAUGCGAGCAGCGCGACGUCUGAAAGUGUCAUCAACGCCGUGUUGGCACUGGUCUGCUACAAUUUUACCACCCUGGAAUUCGACCAAGCGAUGAUCCAUGUCAAGGGCAUGUGGAUGGUGAUUGCGGCAAGAGGUGGCAUCUCUACCUUGCAGGCCAACCAGGACCUGAUGCUCAUGAUUUCAUGGGUGGACAUUACGGCAGCAUUGCUGCACGACACAAAUCCACUGUUUCCGCUAUCCGCAAACAUGGCCAGCGCCAGCGUAUUCCAUCGCCCGGGCUUGGAGAUGCUGCCAGCUCCACUUGUCAGCGUCAUCAACGAUGAGAACACGCAAGCAUCAGUGGACCCAGUGAUCAAGACGACGCAAACUCGAUCAGGAUGA
Diaporthe citri is the source of this 1011-nucleotide messenger RNA. RefSeq lists its product as uncharacterized. NCBI's taxonomy places the organism in Eukaryota, Fungi, Ascomycota, Sordariomycetes, Diaporthales, Diaporthaceae. Bases 1 to 1011 code for a protein of 336 amino acids. The record is from RefSeq and is a predicted model, not a curated record. The transcript is spliced from 5 exons.